CACCAGUGGCGUAUAUAUGGGGGGCCGAGGAGGCCCGGGCCCCCUCCGAAAUGAAAAACACAACUAUUUAAAAUAAUGUCUCACUUCCCUCCUUUCUCAAAAACAAAAAAAAAAAAAUCCAAUUACAUAAUCGGCCUCCUCCGAAAUGAAAACCUAUAUACGCCAAUGGAUAACACCCCUGGAAGCCGCGACGUACCGGUAGAAAGCCACUGGUGCCUGGUCUAUGAUAUAGAACUAAUUGUAUUGAUUAAAUCAAUCAGCUAUGCCAGACAGAGAUACUAAUUCUUCGAUGAAUAGUCACGAUGAUACAUAUAAGUGUUCGUUAGGCAGCGAUGACUUCAUACUCGUAGAAGAAAUCAUUUCCGGUCGAAAAACGAGCACUGUGGAAACGGUACAGGGAAUUUGUUUGUGUAUGAAGCAAAAACUCGGUAGAACAGUGGCUAUGAAAAACGUGAGGCGUAGGGUACCGAUAUUGAACUGGUUACCAUGUUACACGAUUGAAGACGGACUUGGUGAUAUAAUGUCUGGCGUGACUGUUGGUUUAACGGUCAUACCACAGUCGAUGGCGUAUGCCGGAUUGGCAGGUCUCCCACCGCAAUACGGUCUUUAUGGUUCGUUUCUUGGCACGUUCAUCUACACGUUCGUUGGUAGCUGUAAGGACGUGCCUAUGGGACCGACUGCCAUUGUGUCGCUGAUGACUUAUAGCACACUACACGGCUACGGUCCAGAGUAUGCCACACUAUUAUGCUUUCUCACCGGCGUCAUACAACUGGCCAUGGGAGUCUGUGGCCUGGGCAUAAUCAUCGAUUUCGUAUCCGGUCCCGUGUCUUCGGGAUUCACGUCCGCCGUGGCCUUGCUAAUUAUCGCAUCCCAAAUAAAAGACCUGAUCGGUGUCCACGGUACCGGGUCCAGUCUGUGGGAAAUGAUGUGUUCCCUUUAUAGGGACAUCGACACGAUUAGCUACGGCGACACUGUCAUCGGGGUCGGAUGCAUUGUAUUUCUGUUAGUGUUGCGGGUCAUCGCCGAACUUCGUUUAGGUCCCGCGGACCCGGAACAACAAAGCUGCGUUCAGAAAUACAUAAACAAGAGUUUCUGGUUAAUAGGAUCGAUCAGAAAUUCGAUAAUUGUUAUCAGCUGUACCGUCAUGAGCUACAUAUUCAUAAGUGCUCAAGACGAGUCGUUCAAAUUGCCGUACAAGAUCAUCGGAACAAUUCCAGCGGGUCUUCCGGAAUUUCGUCUACCCCAGUUCACAAUGCAGCGAGACAAUGAGACCAUAGGUUUCUUCGAAAUUAUGUCCACGAUGAAGUCAAACGUGGUCGUUUUGCCACUGAUUGGUCUGCUGGAGAAUAUAUCUAUUUGCAAGGCGUUCGCCAACGGCAAGACCGUGGACGCGACCCAAGAAUUAUUGGCCAUUGGUUUGUGUAACAUUGGAAAUUCGUUCGUGCAAAGUUUUCCAGGUUCUGGGUCGUUUAGCAGGAGUGCUGUGAAUAACGCCAGUGGAGUGCGAACCCCCUUGGGUGGAUUAUACACUUCGAUCCUGGUGAUCGUGGCUCUGUUGUUUUUGACACCAUACUUUUAUUACAUACCCAAAACUUGUUUGGCAGCGGUUAUCAUAACGGCAGUGGUAUUCAUGGUAGAAGUGAGGGUCGUUAAACCAAUAUAUCGUUCGAAAAAAAGCGAUCUAAUCCCGGGGAUGUUCACUUUUUUUGCAUGCCUAUUCUUGCCCUUAGAGAUUGGCGUCCUGUUUGGCAUAGGGCUGAAUUUAACUUCGAUUUUGUACCACGCGGCUAGACCCAAAAUAUCCAUACAAGAGUACAAGACUCGCGCCGGUUUCAAGUAUCUAAUGCUGACCCCGGACAGAUGUUUGGUAUUUCCAUCCGCCGAUUACGUCCGUAACCUGGUUACAAAACACAGUCUUAAACGGGAUAUGCCGGUAGUCAUAGAUUGUUCUCAUGUGUAUGGAGCUGACUUCACCGCCGCUAAGGUCAUCGAAAUGCUAACUAAAGAUUUUUCAGACAGGGGGCAAGCUUUGUUUUUUUACAACCUUAAACCUAGUGUAGUUGAUGUGUUUAGAGGGGUAAAACCAAAAGAAUUGGUGUUUUACUACAAUAAAAAAGAAUUAGACCGACUAUUACAAAAAUCGACUGAACAACACCACACUGCAAUGUUACAGCCGUUGCUACAGACUAAGUGAAUAUGAUUUAUCUAAUUUUCUCCCCUGAAAUGUUUAUAGCUUUGACUUUUGUUUUUGAUUUUUUUUUUUUUAAGGCGGGAGUACAUAAAUAUAUAAAUUAUAUUAUAUACAUUUUGCUGAUAAAAAUUGUCUAUAACAAAUGUCUGUAUAACGAUAUGUUUUAGAAAUUUAGUACCUUAUACACAAUGUACACAUACAGUAGCAUAUAAGUCUAAUAGGAUGUAAUAUUAUUAUAGUUGAGGAAUGAGGAUUGAUUUUGUAAAACCAAUAUUUUUUUUUGUGUACUUUUCUACAAAUCCACAUUGUUCCACAAAAAUUUAAAUCAUGAUUAAAUAACAAAAUAACCA
This is a messenger RNA of Rhopalosiphum padi (bird cherry-oat aphid), 2541 nucleotides long. RefSeq names its product sodium-independent sulfate anion transporter-like. The coding region runs from base 263 to 2194 and encodes 643 amino acids. Gene Ontology annotation, cellular component: membrane. Gene Ontology annotation, molecular function: sulfate transmembrane transporter activity. Gene Ontology annotation, biological process: transmembrane transport. The transcript is spliced from 2 exons. The record is from RefSeq and is a predicted model, not a curated record. Lineage: Eukaryota; Metazoa; Arthropoda; Insecta; Hemiptera; Aphididae.